Molecule: messenger RNA, 5910 nt
Organism: Arctia plantaginis
Lineage: Eukaryota; Metazoa; Arthropoda; Insecta; Lepidoptera; Erebidae
Source: the annotation of a GenBank genome assembly
AUGUGUUAUCAUUUGCAGUUACUACUUGUUACAAUUUUGUACAUCGUGCAUGGUGCUAUAGGAUAUCAAGCAUCCGAAAGUACAAAAGUAACGGAUGCUGCACCUAAGUCGAAUACUCCUGUUCAGUUUUAUAAACGGAUUGUAAAUCACAUAAGUGCACCUAGUGAUCGAAUUUUCGAUGGCUAUCAACAUAGAAGAAGAAGUUUAUCGACUGAAAAAGCUCUUAACCCCAAGCCAAAAUUUGAUUUACCAAAUUACUCUCAUACAGACGUCAAAACUCAUCGAAGAAAAUGUAAAAUGAAUAAAAAGAAAACCCUCCCUGCUAAUACAUUAAAAUUUAAGAAGUUAAAUCGGAUGGGAGGGAUCCUAGAAGCUUUAAAAGGAAUUAAAGAUAUGAAAACAGGACCUAAUUACACGAAAAAGCACGUAGGGCCUGAAUAUGAAUUAAAUACGGAAGAAGCUCUAAAUGAUGCAGAUAGUUCGAUUUCUGAAGGAGGUUUCAUGGCAGGAGAAGAUAUAAACAGUGGAGGCGAUAUAAGUGAUAUUAGCUGUCUGAGCCAUUGGACUGAUGUUGAUUUAAAUGUUGGAAGUGAUGAUGUAAGUGCUGAAGGCAGUUACACUACUGCAACUGGUAUGAAUACUGGAGGUAGCUUAAGCGUUGGAGGUGGUUUAAAUUUUAGAGGUGAUUUGAGUACUGAGGGUAGUUUAAGUGCCGAAGACGGUUUAUAUAAUAAUGGAGUUUCAAGUGAUGGAAAUAAAGUAUCUCCUAUCACUGGGAAUUUUUUGGGCAAUAAAGUUAAUUUACAUUAUUUAGGUGGUGUGAAUGCUGGAGGCCAGUUGAUCGCUUUCAGUGGUUUAAACGGUGAAGAUAGUUUGGAUGUUGGAGGUGGUUUGAGUGCUGGAGACGGUGUGAGUGCUCAUAGUGACUUACAUGUAGGUAACAGUUUGAAUUCCAAGGGUGUUUUGAGUACUUUAGACACUGCGAAUGUAGGAUACAAUUUAAAUACAUUAGGUGGUUUAAAAGCUUUAGAUCGCUUUAUUGCUUUAGGCGGCUUGAAUACUUUAGGAAGUUUCAGUUCCUUAGAGGAUAUUAAUGCUUUAAAUGAUUUACACGCUGAGAGUAGUUUGAGUGCUGAAAGUGGUUUGAAUGUUGGAAGUGGAUUCAGUGCUUUGGGUGGUCUCAAUGCUGGAGAUGGUUUGAGCACUUUAGAAGUUUUAAGUGCCUUAAAAACUUUAAUCCUUUUGAGUACCGCAUUGGGUUCAAAUACUGGAGAGGGUGCAUCAAGUGGUUUAAAUUUUGGAGGUAAUUUGACUGCUUCAGAGACUUUAAGUGCUUUAGAAACCUUAAACCGUUUGAGUGCAUCAGGUGGCUUAAAUGUAGGAGGUAGCUUCAGUAGUCCGAGUGGUUUAAAUACCGAAGAGAGCUCGAGUGCUGCUUGGAUGUUAAAUUUACUUGAGAAUGGCGGAUUUAGUGUUGGUGGAGGUUUAAGUGAUACAGGAAGUUUCAGUUCUGAAGAUAGUUGGAAUGCUGAAGGUACUUUGAGUUCUGGACAUGGUUUAAAUGCAGGAGGUGGUUUGGCUGGUUUACAAGGUCUAUUUUCAUUAGGCGUUUUGAAUACUUUAGAUAAUUUGAAUGCCAAAGGAAGGUUGAAUGGUGAAGAUAGUUUGAGUGCUAUAAAUGGUUCAAAUGAUAGAGGUGAUUUGAGUGCUUUAGAUUAUGUGAGUGCUUUAAGUUAUUUGGGUGACUCAAGUCGCUUGAGUGCUUCAGGUAGUUUAAAUGCAGGAAGUGAAAAGAAACGGGAAGUUACUUUUUAUCCUUUAGGUAGUAUGAGUGUCCUGGAGGGCUUAGACUCUGAGAGCUUGAGUACAGGCUGGGGUUUGGGUAGUUUCAGUGCUCCAGGCAUCUCGACUGCUUCAGAUAGUUUGGUCCCUGGAGGCACUAUAAAUUCUGGAAGUGAUUUAUAUGUAGAACGUGGUAUAACUAGUUUAGACGGUCUAUUUAAAUUAGUCGGAUUGAAUGCUUUAGGUAGUUUGAAUACUGAAGAGGGUUUGAAUGGGGGAGGAAGUUUGAGUCCUUUAGAUGGUAUAAAUAUUGGAGGUGGUUUGAAUGAUUUAGGUAGUUUAAACCUUGGAGGAGAUUUGUACGGGGAAGGUAGUUUAAGUGCUUUAGGUGAUUUGAACAUUGGAGGUAGUUUAAAUCUUGUGGAUGGUUUUAAUGCUUUAGGUGAUUUGAACGCUGAAGGACGCUUGAAUAGUGGAAAUAAUUUGAAUGCUUUAGGUGGUUUAAAUCUUAUAGGUAAUUUCAAUCUUGGAGGUGAUUCUAAUGCUUUUAGUGAUUUGAACGCUGGUGGGGAUUUGACUGAUGGAAGUAGUUUGGAUCCUUUAGGUGGUUCAAACCUUGAAGUUGACUCUAAUGAUUUUAGUGAUUUGAACAUUGGAGGGGACUUCAAUGGUGAAAGUAGUUUGGACCCUUUAGGUAGUUUAAACCUUGGAGGUAAUUCUAAUGCUUUUAGUGAUUUGAACGCUGGAGGGGAUUUGAAUGAUGCAAGUAGUUUGGAUCCUUUAGGUGGUUUAAACCUUGGAGGUGAUUCUAAUGCUUUUAGUGAUUUGAACGCUGGAGGGGAUUUGAAUGGUGGAAGUAGUUUGGACACUUUAGGUUUUUUAAACCAUGGAGAUGAUGUUAUUACUUGUAAUAAUUUGAACGUUGGAGGGGAUUUGAAUGGUGGAAAUAGUUUAGAUCCUUUAGGUGGUUUUAAUACGUUAAGUGAAUUGAACGCUUGUGGAGGUGGAAGUAGUUUGAAUGCUUUAGAUGGUUCAAACGUUGCAGAUGGUUUUAUUCUUGGGGGUGAUUUAAAUGUUUUUGGUGAUUUGAACGCUGGAGGAGAUUUGAAUGAUAUAAAAGGUGCUGAUCCUUUAGAUGGUUUAAACCUUGGAGGUGGUUUAAGCCUCGGAGGUGGUUUUAAUGCUUUUGGUGAUUUAAACACUGGAGGAGGCUGGAAUGGCGGAAGUAAUUUGAAUGCUCUAGUUGGUUUAAAUCUUGGAGGUGAUUUAAAUCUUGGAAAUGAUUUUAAUGCUUUUGGUGAUUUGGACGCUGAAGGAGGCGUGAAUAGUGGAAGUAGUUUGGAUACUUUAGGUGGUUUAAACUUUGGAGAUGGUUUAAGCUUUGGCAGUGGUUUUAAUGCUUUAGGUAAUUUCACUACUGCAGAAGAUUUGAAUGGUAAAAGCACUUUGAGUGCUUUGAGUGAUUUGAACCUGGAAGGUGGUUUAAGCGUUGAAGAUGGCUUGAAUGCUUUAGAUGAUUUCAAUGCUGGAAGUGGAAAUAAUCCUAUAGGUGCUUUUAAUCCCUUAGAUAGUUUGAGUACUACGAGCGGUUUAAAUACCGGAGGGGGCUUGAGUGCAGGCUUGAUCUCAAAUUUAUGGCAUCCAAAUGCUGGUUUCAGUGCUGUCGGAAGUUUGGGUCCUAAAGGCAGUUUGAGUGGUACAGGAAGUUUCACUUCUGAAGGUAGUUGGAAUGCUGAAGGUACUUUGAAUUCUGGACAUGAUUUAAAUGCAGGAAUUGGUUUUUCUGAUUUAAACGGUCUAUAUUCAUUAGGAGGUUUGAAGGUUUUAGGUGACUUAAAUGCUGGAGGAAGUUUGAAUAACGAAGGUAGUUUGAGUGAUCUAGGUGGUUCAAACGUUGGAGGUGAUUUGAAUGCUUUAUUUGGCCUAAAUACUGGAGGUGAAUUAAAUGCUGUAGGUGGUUCCAAUGGUUUGAGUAGUCUGAACGCAUUAGGUAGCUUGAUAACUUUAGAAGAACUAAAAUCUUUAAUUAAUGCUUGGGGUAGUUUUAAUACUGAAGGCCUCUUAAAUAUAGGAGAUGAAUUUAGUCCUGAAAAUAGUAUGAGCAUUAACAGUGGUUUAAGUGCUCAAGGCCAUUUAGGUACUGAGGUUAUAAAAGCUAACAGUGAUUUAAGUGCUGAAGGUAGCCCAAAUAUUGGAGGUGGCUUCAAUGUAACAGGUGGGGGUUUCAUGACUGCUGAAGGUGGUAAUGGUAGUUUAAGUGCUCAUGGUCAGUUGAGUGCUGAAGGUAGUAUAAAUACUGACAGUGAUUUAAGCUUAAAUACUGGGGGCGGCUUAGAUGUGGUAAGUGGAGGAGGCAUGAGUAUUGAAGGCAAUACGAGUGAAGAUGUUGAUUACAAUACUGGUAGUAGUGGAAAUGCUGGAGCCGAUUAUAGUAAUUUAGGUGGCAAUAAUAUUGAAGACAGUUUGGACGGUAAAGGCAGUUUGAGUGUUGGAGGUAAUUUGAGUACUGGGGCCGGUAUAAUUACCGACGGUGGUUUAAAUACUCAAGGCAAUUUGAGUGCUGAAAGCAGUAUAAAAACUAACGGUGGUAUAAGCAUUCAAGGCCACUUAAAUGCUGGAGGCAGUAUAAAAACUGACAACGGUAUAAGCACUCAAGGCCACUUAAAUGCUGGAGGCAGUAUAAAAACUGACAGCGAUAUAAGCGCUAAAGGGAAAUUAAAUGCUGUAGACAGUAUAAAAGCUGAUGGUGGUAGUGGCAUAAGUGUAGGUGGUGGUUUUAAUAUUGGUGGUAGUAUUAAGAUUGGAGGUGGUUUAAGUACUGAUAAUCUUCCUGGUGCAGAAAGAAGCGAUAAUGGAAUGAAAAUUAAUGAACCGUCUGUAGAAUUAUUGGAAACUCGAUCUAGCACAAGAAAUGGCUUUAGUUCUAGAAGCAGUUUGAGUGUUGGAGGCGGUGUGCACGCCAACAGUGGUUUAAGUAAUCAAGAUAAAAUAAGUACUAAAGGAAUGUUAAAUAAUGGAGGUAGCCUAAAUGUAGGCAAUGGUUUGAAUGCUGGAGGUGGGUUAAGUACUGGAGGUAGUUUGAGUGCUGGAGGCAGUAUGCACGCUAUCCGUGGUGCUCAAAGCCCAUUGAAUGCUGGAGGAAGAUUAAAUACGAAAAGCAGUUUUAACAUAGGAGGUGGUAUAAAUACUGGAGGUAGGUUAACUGUUGGAGGUAACAUGAAUGCUGAUGGUAGUUUAAGUGCUCAAAGCCAUUUGAAUGCAGGAGGCAGUAUGAAUGCCGACAGUGGUUUAAAUGGUCAAGGCCAAUUGAAUACUGGUGGUUGGAAUACUGCAGGAGGUUUGAUCGCAGCAGAUGAUUUUAGUGCUUUAGGAGGCUUGAGUGUUUUAGACCUUUUAAAGUACUCAAGAGGAGGAGGAGGAGGAAGUUUGAGUAGUGGGGGCAACUUGAAUGCUUAUAGAGAUUCAAAAACUCAAUCACAUUUGAAUACUGGGGGCAGUAUCAAUGCUUAUGGUGGUUUAAUUGGCACACAUGACUUCAGUGGUUUAGUUAGCAUGAGUGCUUUAGACCUUUUAAAUGCUGGGGGUAGUUUGAAUGGUGCAGGUGGAAUGAAUGCUUUGGGUGGGUUAACUGCUGGAGGUAGUUUGACUGAUGGAGGCAGCGUGAGUUUUUAUGAUGAUUUAAGUUCUCAAGCCUAUUUCAAUCCUGGAGGCAGUAUGAAUGCUGACGGUAGUUUAAGUGCUAAUAACCAAUUGAAUGCUGGAGGAAGCUUAAAUACUGGAAGCGGCUUAAACAUAGGAGGCAGCUUCAAUGCUGCAGGUGAGUUAAGUACUGGAAGUAGUUUGAGUGUUGGAGGCAGCAUGAACACUUAUGGUGAUUCUACUCAAGGUCUGAAUGCUGGUGGUUUGAAUGCUGGAAGUAGUUUAAGGGCAGGUAUUGUUGGUGUUGUACCUACUGGAAGUCUUUAUCGUGAUAAGAUUGGCAGUCUUUAUGGUGACAAGACUGAAAGUCUUUAUGGUGAUAAGAAUGGCACGUAUGAUGUUAAGCUACAUCAUAAACUAAGACCAAUUAAAUUUGGUGUUGAGGAUGGUACAAUUUAUGAUCAAAGGUUUCAUCAGUUCACUUUAUAA